Molecule: messenger RNA, 1632 nt
Organism: Microdochium trichocladiopsis
Lineage: Eukaryota; Fungi; Ascomycota; Sordariomycetes; Xylariales; Microdochiaceae
Product: hexose transporter
Exons: 4
Coding region: 1-1521 (506 amino acids)
Biological process (GO): transmembrane transport; carbohydrate transport
Cellular component (GO): membrane
Molecular function (GO): carbohydrate:proton symporter activity
Source: RefSeq, a predicted model, not a curated record
AUGGCGCCGGUCGAGCGUCGGUAUGUUUCCAAGCUGGUACCCUCAAACACAAAGCUGCUCACGGUUCUGCUCGUCGCCGUUGCGGUCGUCAAUUCAGCAACGCUGGGCUAUGAUGCGUCUGUCAUGAACGGCCUGCUCAUUCUCCCCUCUUACACGGAAUACUUCCAACUCACUACAGCGACGAUCGGCCUCAAUAAUGCCGCCAGCUGGCUAGGCAGCAUCCUGGGCGCCUUCCUCAUGCAGCCGCUGCCAGAUCGCUUCGGUCGCAAAAACAGUAUUCUGGGGGCCUGCCUCAUCGCGUUUCUUGGCAUUGCGCUGCAGGCCGGCGCGCAGAACAUUGCCAUGUUUGUCGUUGCACGCAUCAUUGUCGGUCUGGGCACGGCUUUGAGCAAUAUCGCCGCACCGCUUCUCCUUGGCGAGCUUUUGCCAGCCCAGCUGCGCGGCAGGAUCCUGGGUCUCUUCUUCUCAUGCUUCUACGUCGGCAGCUUGUCUUCGUCUAUUGUCAAUUACGGCAGCCAAAACAUCACGAGCACGUGGGCUUGGCGGCUGCCAUCUCUGCUGCAGGUUCUCCCGAGCCUUUUGUCCCUGGCGCUGCUUCCUUUCGUGCCCGAGUCUCCUCGCUGGCUCAUCUCCAAGGGCCAGGACGAGUAUGCACAAGAGGUCUUGGCGUUGAUGCAGGUCGGCAAGCAGUAUGGUGGAGCCGCCGACGAUGGAGCAAGUGCUGUCUACGAGAUCAAGGCUAUCAUGGCAAAGGAGGAGGAGGAAAUGCCAGGGAACCCCUGGAAGGAGCUUGUUUCCACUCCCGGGAACCGGAAGAGGCUGCUGAUCUUGAUCGUUUUCGGCAGCAUGAUCUCGACGCUGGGCAAUUUCGUCAUCUCCUUCUACCUCAACGACAUUCUGGACCAGGCUGGCAUCCACGACACCAACACCAAGCUGCAGAUCAGCGUCGGGCUGAAUUGCUGGUGCUUCCUCGUCGCCGUGAUCGGCAGUUUUAUGCUCGAUGUGAUUGGCCGACGCAUCCAGACCCUGCUGGCCAUGGUGGGCAUGAUUGUCACCCUGUACAUCACGGGUGGUCUGAUCAAGACUUACGGCAUGAGCGACAACCAGUCGGCAAUCUACGGCACCAUCUUCGUGAUCUUCCUCUUCCAGGGCUUUUACUCGUUCGCGAUCACACCAAUGACGUCUCUGUACCCCACAGAGAUUUCUCCAUUCAAAGUUCGUGCUGCAGGAAUCGCGGUCUUCAGGUUCUUUGACAGUGGAUUUGGGUUGUGCUUCUCUUUCGCGAUGGCCUUUGCAAUGGCCGACCUUGGCUGGAAGUUCUACCUGAUCAACGCUUCGUGGAACGUCGUCUUCACCUUGAUCAUUUUCUUCUACUUUCCUGAAACCAAGAAGCUCAAGUUGGAGGAAAUUGCCGUGCUUUUCGAUGGUCCGAAGCUCAUAGAGGCUGCACUUGCUGAGACGGCCGUGGCUGAAACCACUUCAGACAAGAAUGGAUCAUCAGUGACCACGGGUCCCAAGUAAGAUUGCGGUGUGGUGCGCCGAUGAAGGCAUGGUUACCAACCACGCUUGAAGUACGGUUGAAGCUCACUUUCGCUUUCUCGUUGUCUUUCGUUUGCCCAAGAUUUAUUGAGG